Desarmillaria tabescens is the source of this 750-nucleotide messenger RNA. RefSeq names its product Chloroperoxidase. The record is from RefSeq and is a predicted model, not a curated record. The coding region runs from base 1 to 750 and encodes 249 amino acids. The transcript has 2 exons. Gene Ontology annotation, molecular function: peroxidase activity. Lineage: Eukaryota; Fungi; Basidiomycota; Agaricomycetes; Agaricales; Physalacriaceae.
AUGUCUAUUUCUUCUUCUCGCUCUUCUCGAAUUGCUGCAGAAUCAUCCAAGGUUCUCGACCAUGCUUACAUUGCCGCAGCAUCCUCCAGCCGGUGCAGAGCGCCUUGCCCCGCCUUGAACGCCCUUGCAAAUCAUGGAUAUAUCUCCAGAGACGGUCAAGGCAUCGCUUUUUUUGACCUCAUCAGAGCUCUUGUACAUGUCUACAACCUUUCCAUCCCGCUCGCCCUUCUUCUUGCCCUCCCUGGCUACCUUCUUUCUGGAACCUUCCAUUUCAAAGGCUGGCCGUGGCAGUGGACUUGGGUGCUGAGUCUGGCGGCCCUUUCAGACUUUGGCGCCUCCAAACUCGCGCACCGAGCCUCUCUCGUUCACGUAAACCAUCCUUCUCACUGUCCUGACUCUGAGCUCCUCGACGCCUUGCUCAGUGUCUCUCCUUCCGGACUGUCCAUACGUGACUUUGCGAUGGUCCGUGUCAAACGCGAGGCCGCGCUUGAUAAGCCGAUGAAUUGGUGGCAUGAGCAGGUUGCCCUAGGCGAGAGUGGACUGUCGUGGUUGUUAUUCCGCGAUGGUAGCGAUGGCACGGCUACUGUGCCGGUGGAGAGGUUGAGGCAGUUCUUUGGUCAAGAAAGGCUUCCUGACGGCUGGUGGGAGCAUGUCAGGCCGCAGCAGCCAAUUGGCCUGCUUGCGGCGAGGAGAGUAGCAAAUGAGGUGCAGAAGGAUAUGACGGUUAUCCGAGGCACCGAGUCAGACUAG